CGCCCGCCGGAAGUGGGCGGGACCCCGGAAGUUCCCGCGCGGCGGAGCGGGUCGGGGCGGUCGACGCGGCCCGGGGAUCCCGUGCGCCCGUUCUCGGGCUGCCGCUGCCGAACCGGCCAUGGACGAUACCCUGUUCCAGUUGAAGUUCACAGCCAAGCAGCUGGAGAAGCUGGCCAAGAAGGCGGAGAAGGACUCCAAGGCGGAGCAGGCCAAAGUGAAGAAGGCCCUUCAGCAGAAGAACGUGGAGUGUGCCCGUGUGUACGCCGAGAACGCCAUCCGGAAGAGGAACGAGAGUGUGAACUGGCUCCGCAUGGCGUCCCGCGUGGACGCAGUGGCCUCCAAGGUGCAGACGGCCGUGACCAUGAAGGGGGUGACCAAGAACAUGGCACAGGUGACGAAAGCCCUGGACAGGGCGCUGAGCACCAUGGACCUGCAGAAGGUCUCUGCGGUGAUGGACAGGUUUGAGCAGCAGGUGCAGAACCUCGAUGUGCACACCUCGGUGAUGGAGGACUCCAUGAGCUCGGCCACCACGCUGACCACGCCGCAGGAGCAGGUGGACAGCCUCAUCGUGCAGAUUGCCGAGGAGAACGGCCUGGAGGUCUUGGACCAGCUCAGCCAGCUGCCUGAGGGCGCAUCUGCUGUGGGCGAGAGCUCCGUGCGCAGCCAGGAGGACCAGCUGUCUCGGAGGUUGGCCGCCUUGAGAAACUAGCCGAGUCCUCCUGCAGGGCCCUGCGUCCCUGGCCUGGACGUGCAGGAAGGGCCGGGGAGGAGGGCUCCGUCUCUGCCCCCACGCCGCUUGCCUUUCUGCACACCCUGCAGUGUGGCCCUUCCCUCCAGGCCUGCGAAUUGUCCCUCUUAGCGUAGGCGGUGGCUGUGUCCCGGUGGGUGAGUUUGCACAAACUUCUGACUUCCGUGGGGUAUUUCUGUAACUCUGGGCUGACCGGCUCGGGGUUCUGCUGGUUCCCUUCCAUCCUCCACCCCGUGAUAGGGACCAACCAGUGGAUGCCAUGGGGGCUGUGGGGGCCUUCAGACUCUGUGUGACAGCAGAUGUGCUGCUAGCGGUCAGCCGACAGGGGUCAGCGCUGCUUCCUGUUGCCUGGCACCUGGAGGCCAGCUGGCUGGGCCCACUCGGGAUCCCUGGCGUCAGGCGCCAUGCUCCAAGUCCAGGCAUGCCCUUCCAGGGGUCCCCACCCUCUGGAAAGCCUGGGGCCCCAAGGGGUGUGCUGUGUGUCCUGUAGGAGCUCAGGUCUGCACUGAGGUCCUUCCCAGUAAGGAGCUGGCGGUCUCCCACUCCCACUCGGGGUGCUGCGUCUGUGCCGCUCUCUUCUGUACUGUAAAUAACGGGUGCCUCCCCCCAGCCUGGAAGCCAGAGGGGCCGGCUGGAGUGCGCACACUCGGAGAGAUGCCCCCGGCAGGCCAGCUUUGGGAGGCCCCGAGGCAGCGCAGCCCAGCGGCUCACAGCAGCUCCUCCCGAUGAGUUUCUGGGACAGGCAGCACUUUCCAUGUUUUUCUUUGUUUUCUUGAAGCUUCCAGGGUUUUUUGUUUUGCCAAAAUAGAAGGAGCAGACAACAGAUGGGGAGCAUUGGGUCCAAGCCCGGUUCUUGGUAUGAACUGGUGAGAACUUCAUGGUUGGUCCUCAAGGGGCCUGGCUCUGUGCACGGCCACCGCCCAGCCAGCCCUUCCCAGAGGUCUCCAGCUGUCCCAACUGUCCUCAUGCCAGUGGUUCUCGUAAACAGAAACUUUGGAGACCUUUACCAUGACUCACUGCGUGUGAUUCUCCUGGACCUGCUUGUUCCUGGGUGUUCUGUGUGGUCUGUUAUGUUGGGGCAGCCUUGAUGCUUGAGACGGUGGCGUGAGACCCCAGAGGCCAGGUCGGCGUACUGUCUGGUUUUUCUUCUGCAAUGCUGGCCUCGCCUUACUCCCCGGCCGUGGUCUCUCGGGGCACCCAUGUUCUGGGGGCUCAGAGAAGAUCCUCGCUGUCCAGGGGCCCAGUGAGGGCAGAGCUCCGCGGCUGUGGUUCACCAGAGAACACUGGGUGCGCUCGCCUAUUUCCUAAAAUGCUGUUGUGAGUAAACAGAUUGAUCCCUGAGAGUUUUUCUCCGCCUUUCUUCGGUGGCCUUGGGUAGGGUGGGGAGCCGUAGGUGGGCCCCUGAUAGGGCUCUCCAGCCCUCAAGUAGGAGGCUGAGGAGGGUCCCUGGAGGAGGGCGGGUCGGGUGGGCGGGCCGCGGGUUGCAUGCUCUGGGCUCCACCCCUACAGAUGGAGUUAGAGUCUGAACUUCCAAAUUUUCUUAACUUUUUACCUUGAAAUAAUUGUAAGCGUACACAGAAUUGCAAAUUGCAUGGUUUCUGUCUACUUCUGUCUGUCAGCGCCCCCACUUUCUAGUUCACCUCUGUGACCGGCUGGGUCACCUUGCAAUGCCUCCAUUCUUCCAAGCUGGAGCAGCCCCGUUUGCCUUUGUGACCUAGAAGGUCCCUUUUUUGUUUUUUUUUAAGAGGUAGAGUGAGCGCACGAGCGCGGGGGUGGUGCUUGGGCGGAAGGAGAGGAGAGCCGAGAAUCCCAGUCCGGCUCCACGUCCGGCACAGAGCCCGGCAUGGGGCUCAGUCUCAUGAUCCCGAGAUAGUGACCUGAGCUGAAGUCAAGCAUCGGACGCUUCUCCAGCCGAGCCCCCGAGACGCCUGAGCGGGAGGCACCCUGACCUAGAGGGCCUGGACACUCGCUGGCCAGUUAUUUUAUAGACCGCCUUUCCUCUCGGGCUGAUGGGACUUUUUCACAUGAUGACAUUGAGGUCACAGCUGUUGGCACGAGUCCCACAGAAGUGGCAUCGUGUCUUCCUCGCUUCACACCAGGCACCCCGUGUUGCUGUCUUGUUCGCCUGGGAUGGAGUAUGGGCCAGGCAUCUCCCCUGUGACGUUCUGUUUUCCCCUCUGUUGAGCAUCUUGUGGGGAGAAAUUUCAGAAUUGCAGCAUCACCUGGAAACAUUGUCAUACUUUGCCCCUGAUACUCCUUUCCCUUGAGGAAUCUUCCUGGUACAUACGUUCGUGGUGAUUUCCUAUUUGCAGUUCUGUUUCAACAAAGAGGUCUCUCUGUU
Messenger RNA from Mustela erminea (ermine), 3089 nucleotides. It is a transcript of the gene CHMP1A, whose product is annotated as charged multivesicular body protein 1A. Gene Ontology annotation, biological process: endosome transport via multivesicular body sorting pathway; protein transport; late endosome to vacuole transport. The record is from RefSeq and is a predicted model, not a curated record. Gene Ontology annotation, cellular component: multivesicular body; ESCRT III complex. The coding region runs from base 119 to 709 and encodes 196 amino acids. NCBI's taxonomy places the organism in Eukaryota, Metazoa, Chordata, Mammalia, Carnivora, Mustelidae. The transcript is spliced from 7 exons.